Molecule: messenger RNA, 1577 nt
Organism: Cervus elaphus (red deer)
Lineage: Eukaryota; Metazoa; Chordata; Mammalia; Artiodactyla; Cervidae
Gene: ASB18
Product: ankyrin repeat and SOCS box containing 18
Exons: 6
Coding region: 40-1440 (466 amino acids)
Biological process (GO): intracellular signal transduction
Cellular component (GO): cytoplasm; nucleus
Molecular function (GO): protein binding
Source: RefSeq, a predicted model, not a curated record
UGAGAAGAACGAUUUGGUUAACACACAGGCGACAGUACAAUGUCGAUCUCUGAUCGCCUUCCCGAUUACCCGGUCAACUCAGAUUUCGUAAGGAAAUUAAAGUCAGCCCUGGAAGGCAGGGAUGAGGCGAGACUGAGGGACUUGAUCUGCGCUGACGUUCGGCACGUGGACGCCGUGAUAGAACUGGCCAACGACGACUGGAUGAAGGACCCCUCGGCCCCGCUGCCCCCCGGGGUGCUCGUAGGAGACCUGGAGCAUCUGAAGCCCCUGAUGGACAAGUUCUUCCAGGAUGCCAACGUGGUGUUUGAGAUCAAGAAAGAUGAGAUGGUGUGGCAGGUGAAAUCCCCGGCCACGUUUGGACUGUCAGGCCUCUGGACCCUGGAGUAUAGGCGCGAGCUCACCACGCCCCUGUGCAUCGCCGCGGCCCAGGGCCACACAGCCUGCGUGCGCCACCUGCUCGGCCGCGGCGCCGACCCCGACGCCAGCCCCGGCGGCCGCGGCGCCCUGCACGAGGCCUGCCUGGGGGGCCACACGGCCUGCGCCCGGCUGCUGCUGCAGCACCGCGCCGACCCCGACCUGCUCAGCGCCGAGGGCCUGGCGCCCCUGCACCUCUGCCGCACGGCCGCCUCGCUCGGGUGCGCGCAGGCGCUGCUGGAGCACGGUGCCUCAGUGCAGCUCGAGGGCGGCGCCGGCCGGGACACGCCCCUGCACGUGGCGGCGCAGCGCUGCCUGGACGAGCACGCGCGCCUCUACCUGCACCACGGGGCAAGCGUGGACGCGAGGAACGGCCGCGGCGAGACGGCCCUGAGCGCAGCGUGCGGUGCAGCCCGGCGGCCCGAUGAGCACGCGCGCUGCCUGCGCCUGUGCGCGCUGCUGCUAAGGCGCGGCGCGGCGGCAGACGCACGCGACGAGGACGAGCGCAGCCCGCUGCACAAGGCCUGCGGCCACGUGCGCCCCAGCCUGGCGCGCCUGCUGCUGCGGCACGGCGCCGACACGCACGCGCUGGACUACGGGGGCGCGUCGCCGCUGGCCCGCGUACUGCAGACUGCCGCCUGCGCGCCCGAGGCCGAGCCGCAGCUCACGGUGCAGGAGCUGCUCAACCACGGCUCCCCCACCGUGUGGCCCGACGCCUUCCCCAAGGUGCUGAAGAGCUGCGCCGCGGUCCCUGCGGUCAUCGAGGUUCUUUUCAACUCCUACCCUCAGCUCCGCGUCUCUGAGUCCUGGAAGGAGGUGAUCCCUGAAGAAGUGUUUCAGAUGCACCGGGCUUUCUACCGGUCCCUCUUCGCCUUGGCGCACACGCCCCGCUGCCUGCAGCAUCUCUGCCGCUGCGCCAUCCGGAAAUCGUUUGGCAGAAAGUGCUUUUCUCUCGUGCCUCUGUUGCCCUUGCCGGAGACCCUGCAAAAUUACCUGCUUCUGGAGCCAGAAGGGGUUCUGCGCUGAAACCCAGCAUGUGGCCCAGGACACAGUGCUCUUCUGACGGGCCUUGGAUGGGACCUCCCACCCACCCAGUGCACAGACCUCACCCUGCUUCAGGCUCACCUGGGCGCGGAGUUGGUAAUAAAAGCCCUUUCUCCCUC